UGCGCCCGUGUGCGCCGGCUGGAGCAGCAUCAUGCUCAGCUGCUCCGGCGGGACCGCUUCAAGGUGCUCAUCUUCCAGGAGGAAAAUGAGAUCCCUGCCAGUGUUUUCGCAAAACAGCCUAUUCCCAGCAUUACAGAAGGAAAAGAGGAGCCUGUGGAUGAGAACAAAGCACUGGAAGAAACCUUGCAUACAGUGGAGUUGUGUUCGGAUGAUGAAAUGUUUCAUGAGGAAGACGAUGUGGAUGACAGUGCAGAGGAGAAAACAGAAGAAUCAAGAGCUGAGAAAAUUAAAAGAUCCAGCCUCAAGAAGGUUGACAGCCUCAAGAAAGCAUUUUCCCGCCAAAACAUUGAGAAGAAGAUGAACAAGAUUGUCUCGCCAGAACGGAGAGAAAAGAUCAAGAAAUCGCUUACUGUACAUCAUCAGAAAUCCUCCUCUUCCAAGAGUUCAGCUUUCAAAAUUUCUCCCCUCACCUUCAACGUGAAGAAAGUUCGUGAAGGAGAAAGCCCUGCUGAAGCUGAAGACAGAACAACAGAAACCACAAGUAACAACCAAGCCGAGAAUGAGGAUGAAGUGUCAUUUACCGACAUGCACUCAGAUAUGACACCCACCACUUCACUGACCGAGGAGGGCAAAGCAGUUGCCGAUUCUCUAGAGAAGGAAGCCAGAAGGGAAGGGAGUUCCAUGAUGAACAACAACAUCGAGCUGUCCAUCGUUGAAGAUGAUGAAGAGUAUGGGAUGCCUCCAGAAGUUUCUAGCCAGAAACUGUACGAUGAAAGAAACAACCCAGUCGGUGGGGAAAGGGAACAAUCUGACGAAGAAACAACCCAAGCAGCUGUCCUGCAGAUAAACCAAACAGCAUAA
Chaetura pelagica (chimney swift) is the source of this 861-nucleotide messenger RNA. RefSeq names its product serum deprivation response (gene CAVIN2). The transcript is spliced from 2 exons. Gene Ontology annotation, molecular function: protein kinase C binding. Gene Ontology annotation, cellular component: caveola; cytoplasm. The record is from RefSeq and is a predicted model, not a curated record. Lineage: Eukaryota; Metazoa; Chordata; Aves; Apodiformes; Apodidae. The annotation marks the transcript as partial.